AAGCCCCUACUGCUCCUACACCCGCCUGCUCCUUCUAACUGCCCAGGUCUCCUUCGUGGAACCCUCAGCCCGAGGAUGGAGAUGGAGAGGGCUCUAGGCUCCUGUCUCUGCGGCUGCCUGGCUCUGCUGGUCCUUCUGCCUCCCCUGAGCCUGGCGCAGUACGAGAGCUGGCCCUACUACCCCGAGUACUUCCAGCAACCGGCCCCCGAGUACCACCGGCCCCAGCCGCCCCCCGACGUGGCCAAGAUCCAGCUGCGCCUGGCCGGGCAGAAGAGGAAGCACAGCGAGGGCCGGGUGGAGGUAUACUACGAUGGCCAGUGGGGCACCGUGUGCGACGACGACUUCUCCAUCCACGCCGCCCACGUCGUCUGCCGGGAGCUGGGCUACGUGGAAGCCAAGUCCUGGACCGCCAGCUCCUCCUACGGCAAGGGGGAAGGGCCCAUCUGGUUGGACAAUCUCCACUGCACUGGCAAGGAGGCGACCCUCGCAGCCUGCACCUCCAAUGGCUGGGGCGUCACCGACUGCAAGCACACAGAAGACGUCGGUGUGGUGUGCAGCGACAAGAGGAUUCCUGGGUUCAAGUUUGACAACUCGUUGAUCAACCAGAUAGAGAACCUGAAUAUCCAGGUGGAGGACAUCCGGAUCCGAGCCAUCCUCUCAGCCUACCGCAAGCGCACCCCCGUGACGGAGGGCUACGUGGAGGUGAAGGAAGGCAAAGCUUGGAAGCAGAUCUGCGACAAGCACUGGACGGCCAAGAACUCCCGUGUGGUCUGCGGCAUGUUCGGCUUCCCUGGGGAUAAGACGUACAACACCAAAGUGUACAAAAUGUUUGCCUCACGGAGGAAGCAGCGCUACUGGCCAUACUCCAUGGACUGUACCGGCACGGAGGCCCACAUCUCCAGCUGCAAGCUGGGCCCUCAGGUGUCACUGGAUCCCAUGAAGAACGUCACCUGUGAGAAUGGGCUGCCAGCCGUGGUGAGUUGUGUGCCUGGCCAGGUCUUCAGCCCCGACGGACCCUCGAGAUUCCGGAAGGCCUACAAGCCAGAGCAACCCCUGGUGCGACUGCGAGGCGGAGCCAACGUCGGGGAGGGCCGCGUGGAAGUGCUCAAGAACGGAGAAUGGGGCACCGUCUGCGACGACAAGUGGGACCUGGUGUCAGCCAGCGUGGUCUGCAGAGAGCUGGGCUUUGGAAGUGCCAAAGAAGCAGUCACGGGCUCCCGGCUGGGGCAAGGGAUGGGACCCAUCCACCUCAAUGAGAUCGAGUGCACAGGGAAUGAGAAGUCCAUCAUAGACUGCAAGUUCAAUGCCGAGUCUCAGGGCUGCAGCCACGAGGAGGAUGCUGGUGUGAGAUGCAACAUCCCGGCCAUGGGCUUUCAGAAGAAGCUGCGCUUGAACGGGGGCCGCAAUCCCUACGAGGGCCGGGUGGAGGUGCUGGUGGAGAGGAAUGGGUCCCUCGUAUGGGGGACGGUGUGCGGUGAGAACUGGGGCAUCGUGGAGGCCAUGGUGGUCUGCCGGCAGCUGGGCCUGGGGUUCGCCAGCAGCGCCUUCCAGGAGACCUGGUAUUGGCACGGAAAUGUCUACGCCAACAAAGUGGUCAUGAGCGGAGUGAAGUGCUCGGGAACGGAGCUGUCCCUGGCCCACUGUCGCCACGAUGGAGAGGACGUGGCCUGUCCCCAGGGUGGGGUGCAGUACGGGGCCGGAGUCGCCUGCUCAGAAACUGCCCCUGACCUGGUCCUCAAUGCCGAGAUUGUGCAGCAGACCACCUACCUGGAGGACCGGCCCAUGAUGAUGCUGCAGUGCGCCAUGGAGGAGAACUGCCUCUCGGCCUCGGCCGCCCAGACCAACCCCACCACGGGCUACCGCCGGCUCCUGCGCUUCUCCUCCCAGAUCCACAACAACGGCCAGUCCGACUUCCGGCCCAAGAACGGUCGCCACGCGUGGAUCUGGCAUGACUGUCACAGGCACUAUCACAGCAUGGAAGUAUUCACCCACUAUGACCUGCUGAACCUCAAUGGCACCAAGGUGGCAGAGGGCCACAAGGCCAGCUUCUGCUUGGAGGACACGGAAUGUGAAGGAGACAUCCAGAAGAGUUACGAGUGUGCCAACUUCGGUGAGCAGGGCAUUACCAUGGGCUGCUGGGACGUGUACCGCCAUGACAUUGACUGCCAGUGGGUUGACAUCACCGAUGUGCCCCCUGGAGACUACCUGUUCCAGGUUGUCAUUAACCCCAACUAUGAGGUUGCAGAAUCGGAUUACUCCAACAACAUCAUGAAGUGCAGAAGCCGCUACGACGGCCAUCGCAUCUGGAUGUACAACUGCCACAUAGGUGGUUCCUUCAGCGAAGAGACAGAAAAAAAAUUCGAACACUUCAGUGGACUCAUAAAUAACCAACUCUCCACGCGGUAAAGAAACCUCUGGGGUCACCUCCUGUCUUCGGGCUACAUUGCAUCUUCCCCAGGACUUCCCUCAACAGAGUCUGACGGGUCGCCACGUGCCCCGGCCCAGCCCAGCUCCCACCCCGUCCAGAACUGCAGCCGCAUCCAAGCUCAGGAGGAAGGGGAUACUCCCAUCAUUCGCAGGGG
Molecule: messenger RNA, 2582 nt
Organism: Carlito syrichta (Philippine tarsier)
Lineage: Eukaryota; Metazoa; Chordata; Mammalia; Primates; Tarsiidae
Gene: LOXL2
Product: lysyl oxidase like 2
Exons: 13
Coding region: 76-2406 (776 amino acids)
Biological process (GO): peptidyl-lysine oxidation
Cellular component (GO): membrane
Molecular function (GO): protein-lysine 6-oxidase activity; copper ion binding
Source: RefSeq, a predicted model, not a curated record